AUGUCAUCUGUUAUCAAAUUCGUGGACACAGAAUUGUUCAUGCGGUUCGGGGAGCGAAGAACCCGGGCGAGCCUGAGGGAGCGCACGGACGCCGGCGCUCCACGCGGACCGCGGCACUGCCCAGAGGGCGCGCUGACCUCGGCCUGCAGCCGCGCGCCGGGGCCGCCCGGUGGAUGCGGGCGAGGCGGAGAUGCGGGGGGCGGGCCCUGGAGGGGCGGGCCGCCCCAGGCCCGGAGGCGCGGUCUCCCAGCGCGGCGAGCGCGACACAGUGCAGCUCCCGGCCCUCGCGCGGCGGUUGUGGGGUGGCCUGGCGCGGCUCCCUCCUGCGCCCCAGGGCCGGACGCCCGCUGCAGCCUUUCGAAGAGGAAGCGGCUCUGGCUCGCAGCUUCUCCCCUGGCGGCGCUUUCUCUCUGCGCAGCGCAGACACGGGCGCCCUCGCCUGCCCCGCGCUCCUCGUCGUUCGCGGUGGAUGAGGUCGCCUGCAGAUCCGGCCGCGCCCGGGCACUGCCCAGGUGGAGGGGCGGAGAGGCCUCGGCUCUGUUUUCGUCUGGGCGUCGGGAAAUGGAGGAAGGAGCAAGGACCACUGCUCCUGUGACGGCUACACCAACAGCAUCUACACCAUCUCCAUCAGCAGCACAGCCGAAAGCGGAAAGAAGCCGUGGUACCUGGAAGAGUGUUCGUCCACACUGGCCACAACCUACAGCAGUGGAGAGUCCUACGACAAGAAAAUAAUCAUUACGGACCUGAGGCAGCGCUGCACGGACAACCACACUGGGACGUCGGCCUCAGCCCCCAUGGCUGCGGGCAUCAUUGCACUGGCCCUGGAAGCCAAGUAAGCCUCUCUCUCCGUAUGUCUCUCCACUGGCGACCACCCC
Molecule: messenger RNA, 875 nt
Organism: Equus quagga
Lineage: Eukaryota; Metazoa; Chordata; Mammalia; Perissodactyla; Equidae
Product: transcription initiation factor TFIID subunit 4-like
Exons: 5
Coding region: 1-732 (243 amino acids)
Source: RefSeq, a predicted model, not a curated record